Molecule: messenger RNA, 4680 nt
Organism: Pistacia vera
Lineage: Eukaryota; Viridiplantae; Streptophyta; Magnoliopsida; Sapindales; Anacardiaceae
Product: disease resistance protein At4g27190-like
Exons: 3
Coding region: 1-4680 (1559 amino acids)
Molecular function (GO): protein binding; ADP binding
Source: RefSeq, a predicted model, not a curated record
AUGGAAGUUGUUGUGGCUAUUGCAUCAAAGGUUGGAGAAUACUUGGUGAAGCCGACAGUAAACCAAGUCCGUUAUCUAUUUUGUUUCAACACAAUUGUUGAAGAACUUAAAGAACAAGAAAUCAAUUUGAAAUUGGCAAGACAAAACGUGAAUAAAGAUGUUGAAAUAGCCAAAAAUAAUACUGAUGAAAUCAAGGGAGAUGUAGAAAAGUGGCUAACUGAUGCCAACAAGAUCCUGGCUGAUGUUGAGGGAUUGAAAGAAGAGACAGGAGCGAAAAAGACUUGCCUUAAUGGAUGGUGUCCUAAUUGGGGUUGGCGAUAUUGGUUAGGUAGGAAAGCAGCAAAGAAGACAACCAUUAUGUUGAAGCUAAAAGACAAUUGCCAAUUCAAUGGAGUGGGUUAUCCUACCACUCUACCAGGCAUCGAAUUUUUAAAGCCUAGUGAAUUUCAGACUUUCGGGUCUUCAAAAUCUGCUAUUGAUGAUAUUAUUGGGGCACUGAAAAAUGAUGAGAUCGAUAUGGUUGGAUUGUAUGGGAUGGGCGGGGCGGGUAAGACAACCUUGGCAAAAGAAGUAGGUAAUAGAGUGAAGGAGAUCUUUAAUGAGGUUGUGAUGGUUACCAUAUCUCAGACUCCAAACUUUAAAAAUAUUCAAGGUCAACUAGCAAGUUCGCUAGGGUUGAGAUUCACAGAGACAGACGAGAAGCAAGGUGUAGAAGGAAGAGCGCGGCGAUUAUGCUUGAGAUUCACAGAGACAGAGAAGAAGAUCCUUGUAAUCUUGGACGAUGUUUGGGGAAAAUUUGAGUUAAAAUCGAUAUUAGGAAUUCCAUUUGGUGAUGAUAACAAGAAUUGCAAAACUCUUCUAACUACUCGUCGACAGCAAGUUUGUAUCGAUAUGGAGUGUCAGGCACGAAUUCUACUAAAUGUUCUAAAUGAUGAUGAAGCUGUGGCUUCACUCAAAAGGCAUGCAGGCAUAGGUGAUGCCUCCAAUUUGAAUCCUCUGGCAAUUAAAAUUGCUAAGGAAUGUGAUGGCUUGCCUUUAGCACUUGUAGCCAUUGGGAGUGCUCUAAGAGAAAAGGAUUCUGACGAAUGGAAAGUUUUGCAUGACAAACUAAGACAUUCAAAACUUGAAGAUAUGAUUAGUGUUACAGGGGAGGACAACAUUGUUGCUGGAGAAAGAGGUAUUUAUGCCACUCUUAAGUUGAGCUAUGAUUAUUUGAAGGGUGAGCAAAUCCAGUUUUGUUUCUUGUUGUGUUCAUUGUUUCCUGAAGAUUAUAAAAUCUGUUUAGACGAAUUGGUUAGAAUUGGAAUAGGGUUGGACUUAUACCAAGAUGUUAACUCUAUCAAAGUGUUAAGGAAACAAUUUCAAGUUAUGGUUAAUAAUCUGAAGGCUUCGGGUUUGCUAAUUGAUGCUGGUGAAGAGGUCGUAAAAAUGCAUGACAUGGUUCGUGAUGUUGCCAUAUGGAUAUCAUCCAAGGGAAAACAUGUAUUCAUGAAUAAAGCUAGCUUGGGAUUGACAGAGAGGCCUAAGAAGAAAAUGCUUGAACAAUGCACAGCAAUUUCCUUGAUGGACCAUGGUAGUGACAUAAAUUUGCUUCCUCAAGGCUUGGUCUGUCCUAGGCUUGAAAUUUUACUACUGAAUUUUGGAAUAAAUCCAGGUGAAUUUUUUAAAGACAUGAAGGCACUUCAAGUUGUAACUAUAAUGAAUGUGGAUCCAGUGUCAUUUAAAUCACUUGAAUUAUUGACGAAUCUUCAAAGUCUAAAACUGAAACACUGCCGAUUGCAAGACAUCUCUUUUCUCGGAAAGUUGACAACACUUAAAGUUCUGGAUUUGGAAGGUUCUUAUUUGGCUGAAGAAUGGCCCAAAGAAUUGGGGGAUCAACUAAGUGAAUUGAGAGUACUGGACGUGCGUCUGUCUGAUGAACUGAGGAUUCCACGAGAUGGGUUACGAAGAUUUUCUCAACUAGAAGAAUUAUACACUGACGAAGUUUUCCUUUGGGACUCAGAUGAGAUUACUAGUGUAGAGGAAAGUUAUGCCACCCUCUGUGAGUUAAAUUCACUUUCAUGCUUGGUCUCACUGUCACUACGUAUUCAUCAUUCCUUCGUUUCAAACGGAUUUGCUUUCCCAAAACUGCAAAGGUUCAUGAUAGAGGUUUCAGAAGGUUAUUAUGCUGUUGAUUCAGCUGGAUAUAAAGGGAGCUUAAAUAUAGGUGGUAUCGAAGCGGCCUCACUGAUUGCAUUUGAAGAAUUGUUUCAGAAUCUACAAUCUCUUUCUUUAUUUGAAAUAAAAGGUUUGCAAAAUUGUUUCCCAAGCGUUGAUCAAACGUGCUUCAGUGAGUUGAUUUGUCUUGAAUCUGGAUUUUGUGAGGAGUUGAAAUGCAUCAUAGAUACGUCGCAACGGCAGGCACCAGCCGCUGCAUUCUCAAAUCUGAAGACAUUGAUUUUAUCUAAUAUGAGCCAUAUAGAAGAGAUAUACAAAGGUGCAGAGCCUCCAAGUACGUUUCUUGAAAAAUUGGAAACUGUGAAAAUUUCAGGAUGCCACAGUAUGUGUAACGUAUAUCCACCAAUGUUGCUUCAGAGACUCCGUCAAUUGAAAACGGCUGAGAUCUUUUUCUGCAAUAAACUAUCUGAAGUAUUCAAACUUGAAGGCUUAUGCCAGACUGAGGGAGAAAAUAGUGCAGUGCUUUCAAGUUUAGAAUCAUUACAGCUGAGGGGAUUACCAGAAUUGAGGUUUAUAUGGAAGGGACCCAUCCGACUUGUAAGCUUCAAAAAUCUUGCACAUGUAAAAGUGGAUGGCUGCAGUUACUUGAAAAAUCUCUUCGCAUUGUCAAUUGUGCGACGUCUGGUGCAGUUGGAAGAACUCAUAAUAAGUGAUUGUGAUAGGCUGGAACAUGUUGUCUCAGAUUAUAACCAGGGCGACGAAAUUGCGGAGAUAGAAAAUGGAAAAAAUAUCGUGCUCCCUAAGCUAAUAAAGUUACGACUUCAAAAUCUCCCAAAACUCAUCAGCUUCUGUUCUGAAAAUUAUUAUCCAACUUGUCCAAUGUUGCAACUGUUAGAAGUUGAUUUUUGCCCCAGUUGGACUACGCCUAUUAUUGUUGAAGCUAAUAUGCAGAAUCCGCCAGAGUUUCGGCAUUUGCAAGAUUGCAAUGAUGAUGUAAUUCCAGGCACGUUGUUUCAUUUCUCACAAAAUUUGGAAGACCUAAAACUUAUAGGUUGUGCUGUACAAGUGGUAUUCCAGCUUGAAGGUGUUGUUGCUGAGGGACGACAACACAAAUUAUCGUUCCCAAGUUUGAAGAAUUUGCAAUUGAAGUUUUUAGAGAAGCUAGAAGGCUUAUGUAUGGGUCUCAGUCUCACGAGCCUUCGAAACCUUACCAAUCUAGAAGUGGAUUCAUGCAGUAGGCUUAGAUAUAUCUUCUCUGCUACUCUUGCUCGAAAUAUGAUGCAACUUAAAUAUCUACAUGUCAGCGAGUGUGCUGAAUUGGAGCAAAUCAUUGCUGUGGAGGAGGAAGAGGACCAAGCCUUCUUGAACAAUAAUCUCCAAUCCGAAACCUUUCAGAAUCUUUUAAAAGUUAGGAUAAAAAGUUGUAGCAAAUUAAAAUGUCUGUUUCCAACCACCAUAGCCCGAGGUCUUCAACAACUGGAAGAAUUAUAUGUAGAAGACAGCGUCCAAUUAGAAGAAGUAUUUGGACAUAAAGAUGUAGCUGCCAUCAUGGAAGAUGAAGAAAUUGUGCUGCCUCAACUAAACUACUUGACACUCAAAGCAUUACCAAGCCUCACUAACUUCUUCUGUCACUUCAUAUUUCCCUCUUUGCGAAAAUUGGAAGUUGAAGAUUGUGGUGCGACAGUUUCAAUAUUUUCCUUAACCAGAGGUGAACGUGUGCAUGCUGAUAAAAAGAAGUUACGAGUUUUACGCAUUGACGACUGCAACAACUUGUGUGGUGGAAUUUCUCUGUUCAGUUGCGGCUUCAAUAAUUUGGAAUAUUUGAGUAUUUGGAAUUGCGGAGUAAAAGUGGUAUUUCAGCUAGGAGAUCUUGCAGUUGAUGGACAAUCACAUCAGUUAUCAUUCCCAAGUUUGAAAAACUUGGAGUUGCGCGGUCUAAAAGAAUUAGAAGGUUUAUGUAACGGUUCCAAGCAUGUUUUAAGCCUGCAAAAUCUUACCACUUUAAAUAUAAGCUACUGUCCUAGGCUGACACAUAUCUUUUCAAUUACUUUUGCUCGAAAUAUGAUGCAAUUGGAAACUCUGUCAGUUGAAGGUUGUAUGGAAUUGCAGCAAAUCGUGGUUGAAGAUGAUGAUGGUGAUCAUCUCCAAUCUCUCUUUCCAAAUCUCUCAAAAAUUGAUGUCAAAUGGUGCGACAAAUUAAAGUGUGUCCUUCCUAUCACCAUGGCCAGAGGUCUUCAACAAUUGAAAGUGGUAACUGUGGUAUCGGCGAAUCAACUGGAAGAAGUAUUUGGACAUACUGAUAGAGUUGAUGUCAUGACUGACCAAGAAAUCCAGCUACCCCAACUUGAUGAGUUGUUAUUUCUAGCAUUACCAAAUCUUGCUAACUUCUGCCCCGUCGGAUAUCACUUCAUAUUUCCAUCUUUGAAUACAUUGGUCGUUAAAAGAUGUCCCAAGAUGAAUACAACCUUUUCCUUCAAUAAACGAAAUAACUUUGUGCGCACGGAAGCAAAGGUACUUUGUUGA